AGAAAAAUUAAUGUCAGCUUGAAAAUCCACGAAAUAGUCCUCAAUUUGCGCACUCUUGUGAAACCCUAUUUAAAAUUACGGAAUCCGUGGUCUUCACGAUUCGAUCCGCGACUUUGUCUUCUCCUCUCUCUCUCUUUCUACUCCAUCCGAAAUUGGGGAGGAAAAGUCCCACCCGAAGUUUCUCAGAAUUUUACUUCCUUUUAGUAGAUGAAUCCCUCAGCUUCUUUUGUAGUUCCUGGUGAAUUCGGGUAAGUGAAUGAAGCGGGCUCUCGUGUGAAUCGCGGGUGAGGUUUUAGAAAUUGUUAUAAAGGAUUAUCAAUCAUCGGUUCUGCUUCCGAUUCGGUGGCUGGAAGACAACGUUGGCCGGCGGUAGUUGUUGGUUUCUUCGAUCAUGUUGAUGGCGGAUGAGGGUUCUAAUUUUCCCCUGCAGUUUGGUGCGGAUGGCGAUGACUUCGGCGAAGCUAUGUCCAUUGACUUCGAAACAUUUAUUCAUAUUCUGAACGAGGAUCUGAAUCCUAUGCAGAGUAAGCCAGAGGAUUUGUCAUCAAAUAAUGUAUCGACUAGCCAACCUGCUUUUGAUGCUUCCAACCAAGAAAAUUUCCAACUGCAGAACGAUAUAUCUCAUGGCUUCAUGGAAGAUAUAGAUGUAACUUUGAGAAAUCGUGGCAUUUUGAAUGAAAAGGGCACAGAAACCUUGAGAUCCUCAGAAAAUAAUUCAUGUGCUUCAGUGGAGUUGCCUUUGUUUGAUGCAGAGCACUCUUCAAAAAAAGUGGUUCCUAUUGAGUCCAUAGUAGACCAAAGUUUUGAUUUUGCAACUGACGUUGCGGCCCCUUAUUCAGCUAUGCCAUACUGGACUACAGCUGAGCAACCUUUUCUUGCUUCUUCUCAAUAUUAUUUUCCGAGUGAGUAUGAUUCUCAAGUUGUUUCUGGAAAAGGGGACAUGACAAUGGACAUGAUGCAUGAAGGAGAGUUUCCAUCCAAUAGCCUGUGCUCAAGUAAUAUAAUGAAUUUGUAUGCGCAGGGUGCUACGGGUCAUAAAUCAGUUUCAAGAGAUUCAGUCUCAAAGGAUUUAAUUCUUGAUGGUUACUCAAAUGUAAAGGGAUGGAACCAGAAUUAUGAUAGUGGGAAUUUUAUUUCAUCACUCGAUGGGCAUUAUCCAUUUCAUGCUGACGACCUUCCUAUUGAUCCGGCAUCAAUGGGGCUCCCGAUGUCUACUGGGUUGAAUUCAUCCUGCACAGAUCUUGUUGAUCAAGUGAAGAAUGAAACGAUGGAUUCACUGGUUGAAUCUAGUAGUGGGCCAUGGCAAUCUAUCAAGGUGGAGAACGCGUUUUAUGCAUCUGACAGAGCUUUCAAUUCUCAAGAUAUGGCCUGUGGAACAUCCAGCAGACCUAGUGAUGGCGGGAUCCAGAAUUUAUAUAUAUCUGACCAAUAUUCUCCCAAUGGUCAUUCAUCCAAUUUAAGCAAUCAGACUUUAGCUUUCAUCAAGGAUGGUGAAGAUUGUAAACUAACUCUAUGUAGGAGUGGUGUUGACCAUCCACAAGUCAGCCCUGAAUCAACUCACAGUAAUUUGUCAGACAAGGCCCAUUUGGAGGAUGAUCCAGAUAUCUGUAUAAUUGAAGAUAUGAGUCAUCCGGCACCAUCAAACCGAUCUCUAGUGGUUGGAAACUCUAUUAUUGCUUCACAAGGUUCUAUAGUCAGUGGUUCUCCGAACUAUGUUGGAAUGGGAUUAGGAAGCAUGAGACAUAAAGCAAAAGACAUAGACAUCUUAAAAGUUGCAUUACAGGAUCUUUCUCAGCCGAAAUCAGAAACUAGUCCACCUGAUGGUGUUUUAGAAGUUCCUCUUUUAAGGCAUCAGAGAAUUGCUUUGUCUUGGAUGGUUCAGAAGGAGACAUCUAGUGUACCUUGCUCGGGGGGAAUUCUUGCAGAUGAUCAGGGAUUGGGGAAAACAAUAUCGACAAUUGCUUUAAUACUAAAGGAAAGGCCUCCCCCUAUUAGAGCUUGCCCUAAUGUUAGACAUGAUGAGUUGGAGACUUUAAAUUUGGAUGACGAUGAUGAUAUACUUCCUGAGAAUGAUGGGAAAAAACAAGAAUUUACUCAUCAAGUUCCACCAAGUAACUUAACAAUAAGCAAGAGCACUUCAGAACAAGCUAAAGGCAGGCCAGCAGCUGGAACUCUCGUUGUUUGUCCAACAAGUGUAUUAAGGCAAUGGGCUGAUGAAUUGCAUAAUAAGGUUUCUGGUAAAGCUAAUCUGUCAGUGCUUGUAUACCAUGGAAGUAGUCGAACUAAGGAUCCUUGUGAGCUCGCCAAAUAUGAUGUUGUUCUAACAACGUAUUCAAUUGUGAGCAUGGAGGUACCCAAGCAGUCUGGCGUUGAUGAAGAAGAUGAUGAGAAACGUAAUACAGAGGAUCAUGCUAUUCUACCCAUGCAAUUUUCUUCAAGCAAGAAAAGAAAAAACUUCUCUGGUUCUGAUAGGAAACAUUCAAAGAGCAAGAAGGGAGUGGACAAUGAAAUUUUUGAGUCAGUUGCCCGCCCUCUUGCCAAAGUGAGGUGGUUCCGAGUAGUAUUGGAUGAGGCCCAGAGUAUUAAGAAUCACAAAACACAGGUAGCUAGGGCCUGUUGGGGCCUGCGGGCAAAACGUAGAUGGUGCUUGUCGGGAACUCCUAUUCAAAAUGCUAUAGAUGACCUCUAUAGCUAUUUUAGGUUUCUCAGAUACGAUCCCUAUGCUGCAUAUAAAUCAUUCUGUUCAGCAAUUAAGGUGCCAAUCAACAAGAAUCCAUCCAAAGGAUACAAAAAACUUCAAGCCAUUUUAAGGACAAUAAUGUUACGUCGCACAAAAGGCACACUUCUUGAUGGGCAACCUAUUGUUGCAUUGCCACCUAAAUUUGUGGAACUGAAAAAGGUGGAUUUUACUGAGGAAGAACGUGAUUUCUACUCUAAAUUGGAGGCUGACUCAAGGGCUCAGUAUGAAGAAUAUGCAGCUGCUGGCACUGUUAAACAAAAUUAUGUCAACAUAUUACUGAUGCUUUUGCGCCUUCGACAAGCUUGUGAUCACCCUCUUCUUGUUAAACCUUAUGACUCUAAAUCAUUAUGGAGAUCUUCAGUUGACGUGGCUAAGAAGCUUCCUCGGGAUAAACAGAUUUCCUUGCUGAAUUGUUUGGAAGCAUCAUUGGCUAUUUGUGGCAUCUGUAAUGAUCCACCUGAAGAUGAGGUUGUCUCAGAGUGUGGUCAUGUAUUCUGCAAGCAAUGCAUUUUUGAGCACCUCUCUGGUGAUGACAGUCAGUGUCCUACAGCAGGAUGCAAAGUUCGUCUUAAUGUAUCUUUAUUGUUUCCCAAGUCCGCAUUAUGCAAUUCUCACUCUGAUCAGCUUGGUGAGGAAAAUUCUAUGGUUAGCUCUGGUUCUAUUGUUGGUGACUCAAUGGUGCCCUCUUCAGAUAUGUACGAGUCUUCUAAAAUUAGAGCUGCUCUUGAGGUUCUGUUGUCAUUGGCUAAACCAAAGGACUCUUCUGCAAGAAACAGCCCUGCCCAGCCUGCUCUUGAUGGAGCCAGUAAGAAAUUAACAGAUGCUCCAUCUGCAGAACUGCAUGUAGAAGUUCCCGAGUAUCAAGAUUCAGCUGUGAACAAAAGUUCUUGCGAAUCAAGUAAAAUAGGCGGAGAGAAAGCUAUAGUCUUUUCUCAGUGGACGGGAAUGUUAGAUUUGCUUGAAGCUUGUCUAAAAAAUUCAUCCAUUCAGUACAGAAGACUUGAUGGUACCAUGUCAGUUCUUGCUAGAGAUAAAGCAGUCAAGGAUUUUAACAAUCUUCCGGAGGUGUCAGUCAUGAUUAUGUCUUUGAAAGCUGCCAGCCUUGGUCUAAACAUGAUUGUUGCCUGUCAUGUUCUUCUGUUGGACCUUUGGUGGAAUCCUACAACUGAAGAUCAAGCAAUUGAUAGAGCACAUCGAAUCGGGCAAACCCGUCCUGUUACAGUGCUGAGAUUAACUGUAAGGGAUACAGUUGAGGAUCGUAUAUUAGCCCUUCAGCAAAAGAAAAGAGAGAUGGUUUCAUCUGCAUUCGGAGAAGACGAAGCAGGCGGUCGACAAACUCGUCUGACAGUAGAAGACCUGAACUACCUUUUUAUGAUGUGAUGAUAGAUACAAGAUUAUUCUUUGGAAAUGGCUGAUUUAGGCUAACAUAUGCAUGCACAUAUCAUAUCAAGUUUUGGGUGGCGAAGGCUGGCUGCAUUUGGCUCUAAUCUUACAAAGUAAGUUGUCCAACCAUAUUUACAUUCUUUGGGCAAUUUACGUCACUUUGACCAGAAGAUUUGACGACCGAGCUCCUUUUACCAGAAGAAGACUUGUGAAUAGCAUUUAUAGAAAUCUUUGAAAUUCCAUUUUUGCCCACUGAUUCUUUUGUCACUCCACUCACAAUUUCAUCCCUUUGUUGACUUUUCUUUACAUCCCAUUCCCUUAGUAGUAUAUUCCACAGGUUGUAAAGAUUAGAAAUUUAUAGGUAGGAAAGAAAAUUAAAUCUGUUAAAGACUCUUUUUUUCAAGUGUAAAGAUAUAGAUAGUAUUAUCUUGCUUCUCUCCUUCUAUUGUGUUUAUACAAGUUACCAUAAUUUAAUAGCAAAUUUUAUUCUA
This is a messenger RNA of Momordica charantia (bitter melon), 4614 nucleotides long. RefSeq names its product helicase-like transcription factor CHR28. Lineage: Eukaryota; Viridiplantae; Streptophyta; Magnoliopsida; Cucurbitales; Cucurbitaceae. Gene Ontology annotation, cellular component: nucleus. The record is from RefSeq and is a predicted model, not a curated record. Gene Ontology annotation, molecular function: ATP-dependent activity, acting on DNA; metal ion binding; ATP binding. Gene Ontology annotation, biological process: DNA repair.